AUGUUCUUUGAUGAAGAUGAUCUCUCUAACCUAAGCCCUAGUAGCCUCACGGUGUAUGUCAAGAAAAAUGGUUACGAGAUGGAAGGUAUCAGAAUCGAACUUCCUACGACGGCGACCAUGCAGGAAUUGUUCGAUAAAGCACAAGAAUGCCUGGGCUUGGACUUGCCGGUCGAACGCGUAUUCUUCAGCAACGGGUUCGAAGUAUCAGAAAUGAGCCAUAUAGAACAGAAUGAGGUGCUCUAUGUGAGUACAGGUGGGAAUUUCAGAUCACCCACACGAAACCCGUUGUCUCGGAAUGUGGCCAACUACAUACUUGGUGAAACUCGGGGUGAAGGUGGCUACGGCGAAGUCGUGAAGGCUGUUGACUCAACCACGAAAGAGAAGUUCGCUAUGAAGUUGGUGAAGAAAUCUAGCUUCAGCAGGUUUGGAGACCUACAGCGAGUCUACACUGAGAUCGACACGUUGCGAGCUCUUCGUCAUCCUAACGUCAUCCGCAUGGCCGACGUUGUGGAUCAUCCAGAGUAUAUCAGCUUCGUGAUGGAGCUGGCAAGCGGAGGAUAA
Perkinsus marinus ATCC 50983 is the source of this 561-nucleotide messenger RNA. Its product is annotated as serine/threonine protein kinase, putative. Lineage: Eukaryota; Perkinsozoa; Perkinsida; Perkinsidae. Bases 1 to 561 code for a protein of 186 amino acids. The transcript has a single exon. Gene Ontology annotation, biological process: protein phosphorylation; intracellular signal transduction. Gene Ontology annotation, molecular function: protein serine/threonine kinase activity; ATP binding. The record is from RefSeq and is a predicted model, not a curated record. Gene Ontology annotation, cellular component: cytoplasm.